AUGGGUCGGAAAAAGAUUAAUAUUACACGAAUUAAUGACGAACGCACUCGACAAGUGACAUUUACUAAACGCAAAUUUGGUUUAAUGAAGAAAGCCUAUGAAUUAUCGGUUUUAUGUGGUUGUGAAAUAGCGUUAAUGAUAUUCAAUAGCAAUGACCGUCUAUUUCAAUAUGCAUCAUCUGAUAUCAACAAAGUCUUAUUAAAAUAUGCAGAAUAUAAUGAACCACAUGAAUCAUGUACCAAUGUUGAUAUUAUUGACAUUUUGAACAAGAAACAUCCGACAACGAAGCCGGUUGCAAGUGGUAGUAGUGAAGAUACUGAAAUGCUUGAACAACAUGAUGACAGCAAUGAACAAACAUUUGGAGAUAGUGUUAAUAGCUUCCUUACGCAUAGCAAUCUCAGUUGUUCUUCAUCAACCAACAAUAGCCAUGACAUGACAUUCCUCAAUAACAACAACAACAACAACAACAAUAUACCAACAGCAUUUUCGACAACAACAGUUUUGCCCGAUUUUCAAUAUUUAACAUCGCCAUCGGGUGAUAAGUUUUUCUCCACAACGACAUCAAAUCACAUUCCCAACUAUUCGAUUCCGAAAUCUGUUGAUGCUAUUCAGUAUGGAAAUAACAUUACCAAUAACACGAAUCUUCAUUCAAAUUCAACACAUGUUACACAAUCGACACCUGCCGGGAUCAAUAGUUUUAUAACUCAACAACCAACAACAAAUAUUGGUCGUAUCAUGACUGUUGGUCCGGACAUGAACGUUUCAUCGAUCGAUAUCAGUGCACUUGCUUCUCAAUUGACUUCAAACUUUUUGGCAUCAUUAACAAACGCUACGGUAGUUACGACGACAAACAACGGCUCAGCAGCUAUUCCGAUAAAUUUAAUUAAUCGAGAUAGUCAAACAACAAAUAUCGGCACGGGACAAACAAUUAUGUUAACUAAUAGUCCUAAUUCGAUUGUAUUAACUGGUCAACAACAGCAACAACAUCAACAGCAGACUCAACCGAUAUGUCGAAAUGUCAUUAAACAGGAACCGAUUCUCUAUACCACAACAUCAGGCAGAAAUGAUUUGUGUUAUGAAACAAACUUGAAACAGACGCAUUUGUGGCCGUAA
Messenger RNA from Adineta ricciae, 1113 nucleotides. The record is from the annotation of a GenBank genome assembly. Lineage: Eukaryota; Metazoa; Rotifera; Eurotatoria; Adinetida; Adinetidae.